Molecule: messenger RNA, 735 nt
Organism: Laccaria bicolor S238N-H82
Lineage: Eukaryota; Fungi; Basidiomycota; Agaricomycetes; Agaricales; Hydnangiaceae
Exons: 1
Coding region: 1-735 (244 amino acids)
Source: RefSeq, a predicted model, not a curated record
AUGCUUCCCGGUGGAGAUGAGGCUGCAGUCAACGGCGAUGCCAAGGGAGUGACUUUUCGACAUGAACGCUACGUGAAGGAUAUCGGGGGCUGCCUCCUUAACAUUUUCGAUACAGUCGGACUCAAUGAGGGAGCUGCAGGAACGGUGUCCGCUCCUAAAGCAAUCGAAGGACUUUAUCGGCUGAUGCGUGGGCUAGACAAUGGAGUCAGCCUUCUCGUAUACGUUGUGCGAGGCCCGCGUCUCAAGAACUCCGCCCGAAAGAACUACGAGAUGUUCUACGAGAUUUUUUGCGAGAAGAAGGUCCCAAUUGUCCUCGUUAUUACUGGUUUAGAGAAUGAGGAUGAUAUGGACGGGUGGUGGAAGAGAAACGAGGCGGCAUUUUGUGAAGAGGGGAUGAGGUUUUCCGGUACCGCUUGCAUCACUGCGACUAAGGGCAAGCGCGACUCGUUCGAGGAAGAAUUCGAGGACUCGAGGGUAAAGGUCGAGAAGUUGAUUUUGAAUCAUUGUACUGAGAUGCCCUGGCUACCACCCGCGGGCAAGGGGGCAUCUUGGUUUGGCAGGUUUGUGGUGAAAAAUCGCAACGUGCUUGCCAAAAUCUUCCACCUCAAAGUUCAAGUUUUCGCAACAUCAAUUUAUCAAGCAUUGAGGUCAUGCGGGAUUGACGAUGCGCAGGCCAGGGAACUGGCUAACAAAAUCUACCUCGGCUGGGUAUUCUCCCGUGACACCACUACCUAA